AUGAAGACUCUUCAUUUAAUUAUUUUUCUUCUAACUAUUUUAUUAACAAUUGGUCAAUCACCAGAUCAACUUUAUGGUGAAUUAUUUGAAGCAGUACAAAUUCAACGUAUAUUUCCUGAUUCAAAAACAUUUUGUGAUGUUCUUCCACGUAAACUUGAUCCAAAUGAAACUCUUUACUUAUAUAAACAAGAAUAUAAUAAACCAACAUUUAAUUUAACUUCAUUUGUCUUUGAUAAUUUUAUUAUACCAAAUACAACAACUGUUGUACAUGAAAAAUGGACGAUUGAAGAACAUUGUCGUCGUUUAUGGCCAUUAUUAACACGAACAACAAAUCAUGAAAAUUUUUCAUCAUUUAUUGAUGUUCCACAUGCAUUUGUUGUACCUGGUGGACGUUUUAGAGAAUUUUAUUAUUGGGAUACAUAUUUUACUAUGUUAGGUUUAAUAAGAUCAAAAGAAUGGCAACUAAUAGAUAAUAUGUUAGAUAAUUUUGCUUAUUUAAUUCAAACAAUUGGACAUAUUCCAAAUGGUAAUCGAUAUUAUUAUGAAGGACGAUCUCAACCACCAUUUUUCUCAUUAAUGACUGAAUUAGUUAAUAAAACAGAUAAAUAUAAAAAUGAAUUAGAAAAAGAAUAUCAAUUUUGGAUGAAUAAAAGAAGCAUUACACUUGAUGAUGGAACAAUUUUAAAUCGCUAUUACGAUGAUUUACAUACUCGACCAAGACCAGAAGCAUAUCGUGAAGAUAGAGAAAUAUCAAAUAAAAAAAAUAAUACAGAUAUUUAUGUUCAUCUUCGAGCAGCUGCUGAAUCCGGUUGGGAUUUUAGUUCCCGAUGGAUGGAAGAUGAAAAAGAUUUAUCAACAAUAAUAACAACACAUAUUCUUCCUGUUGAUCUUAAUUGUUUAUUAUAUCAUUUAGAAUUAAUAUUAAAUAAACAAAAUGAAGCUGAACGUCGUCGACAAGCUAUACAAAAAUAUAUGUGGUCAAAUGAUCUUCAAUUUUUUACUGAUUAUAAUUAUAUACAAAAGAAGCCAACUAAUCGUUUAACCUUAGCUGCACUUUUUCCUUUAUGGCUUGACGUUUCAACAAAAGAUCAAGCUGAAAAUGUUGCUCGUCAAGUUGAAAAAUUAUUUUUACGUGAUGGUGGUGUUGUUACAACAAUAUCAAAUCAAAGUACACAACAAUGGGAUAGUCCAAAUGGAUGGGCUCCAUUACAAUUUAUAACAUAUCGAGCUUUACUUAAAACUUCUGGUUAUGAAACACUUGCUCAAACAAUUCGUCAACGAUGGAUGAAUUUAAAUGAACGAGUGUUUAAAGAUACAGGUAAAAUGAUGGAAAAAUAUGAUGUUGUUAAUAUAAAUAAACCAGCUGGUGGUGGAGAAUAUGAAACACAAGAUGGUUUUGGUUGGACAAAUGGAGUUUAUUUAGAAAUGCUUUAUGAUCAGCAAUCAACAUCGAAUUCAAUUAAAUAUGAAACAAAUUUUUUUCAAAUUUUUUUGUUUUCUAUCUUAAGUUUUUAUUUUUCAAUAAAAACUUAA
This is a messenger RNA of Rotaria sp. Silwood2, 1533 nucleotides long. NCBI's taxonomy places the organism in Eukaryota, Metazoa, Rotifera, Eurotatoria, Philodinida, Philodinidae. The record is from the annotation of a GenBank genome assembly.